Molecule: messenger RNA, 2452 nt
Organism: Dichomitus squalens LYAD-421 SS1
Lineage: Eukaryota; Fungi; Basidiomycota; Agaricomycetes; Polyporales; Polyporaceae
Exons: 15
Coding region: 725-2329 (534 amino acids)
Biological process (GO): carbohydrate metabolic process; chitin catabolic process
Cellular component (GO): extracellular region
Molecular function (GO): chitin binding; carbohydrate binding; chitinase activity
Source: RefSeq, a predicted model, not a curated record
UAAGACAUGGCUCGACAGAUGUCUAUAUCGAUAGCAAAUUAGCGCAGUGGCUGGUUUUGGGCAUUUCUGCCUGCCCGCCAGCCCUAUGCCAAUUUUGAUGCUAACAUGGCGGGACCAUGUGGUCUCGAUAUCAGUUGACCAUGCUGAGGUUGCUAUCCCCCGCCAAAUGGGUCUGCCGCCGACCGGUCGUGCGCCAUGAGACCUCCCACAGUAACGACGCCAACCCACAUGGACUGUUAUGUGCCACCGUCGCACUGUAACGUGCUAUGAGGAUUAUCCCUCAUCGUGUCUGUCCGCGGUAGGACGGUCAAGCCUGUGUCGUGCAGUAGGCCGAGCAGACUUCCAUCUGGUCUUCGGGUCACGAUAUCAGUACCCGCCUGCGGCGCGCGGUGUUGCGCGUUUGCUCGUUUCCGGAGAAGCGUAUGUCAGCUCGAAUCGGGCAACUGUCCAUAUGGAUCGCAUUUGGCCCCGCCGAGUUCGCGUGUGCACGAUAUCACACCUGCGAAUCCGCCGUCAGCUCUUCUCGUUUUGGUGUUAUCAUUGGUCCAUUCGGGUUCUCUCGCAUAUUCCGCGAGCCUCCGGACGGACGCCGGUACACUCUUGCAGGCAGAGUACAAAAGGCCAAUGGCUGCGUUCCUCGAAACUAGUCGAGCCUCCCGCCAGAAGUGGCCUCCUCCAGCAGUCUCGUCGUCGCCGACAUUCCCACAUAUUCCUCUCGGAUAUCAUGGCUCUGUCGGUCACCUUGAAGCGUGUACUCUUCCUCGCCGUGGCCACGCUUGUCGCUGUCGUCGCUGUCGACGCGACGCAGGUCAUGCAGCGCCCGGCGACCUAUAAGAACACGCCCCACAAGGUCCAGACGAACGCUACCGCGGAACCGAAGGUCGUUCAUAAGCGUGCGAACACACAUGUCCAGGCUGCUUACUUCACUAACUGGGGCAUCUAUGGCGCCAACUUCCAACCAACGGAUAUUGUUCCCGCGCCGUUGACGCACAUUCUCUACGCCUUCGCCGAUGUUUCCUCGGAUACUGGUGCAAUCUCUCUCACCGACUCCUAUGCCGAUGAGCAGAAACACUUCCCUGGAGAUUCCUGGGAUGAGACCGGUAACAACCUCUACGGCUGCCUAAAGCAGCUCUACCUCCUCAAGCUCGCCCAAAGGAACCUCAAGGUUCUCCUCUCUAUCGGAGGCUGGACGUACUCCCAGUCAGGCCAUUUCAAUUUCGUAACCGAUUCCUCGAAGCGUGCCACAUUUGUCUCGGACGCAGUUCAAUUGAUUGAAGAUUACGGCUUCGACGGUAUCGAUAUCGACUUCGAGUACCCCAACUCGGAUGCGCUCGCUUCGGGCUUCACUUCUUUGCUUUCGGAGCUCCGCACGGCAUUCAACAACCUUCAGACCCAGAAGGGGGAUGCGACUCCCUACGAGCUCACUGCUGCCGUCGCUGCCGGCUCCGACAACUAUGCAUUCUACCAAGUCAAGCAAAUGGACGCUUCGCUCACUUUCUGGAACUUGAUGGCUUACGACUACGCCGGCUCCUGGUUGACUUUCGCUGACAAUCAGGCUAAUGUGUACGGUGGCACUCGCACCAACGUCUCCACUGACAAGGCCGUCACGUUCUACCUCGCCAACGGCGCGACCGCUGGCAAGAUCAACGUCGGCAUCCCGCUCUACGGUCGCGCUUUUGAGAACACCACCGGCCUCGGGGCCCCCUACAAUGGCGUCGGCCCCGGCACUAUUCAGGCUGGCAUCUACUCGUACAACGUUCUUCCGCUGUCGGGUGCUACUGUCUUCGAGAACACGACCGAUAUCACUAGCUACUCGUAUGACGCGUCGAAGGGCGAGCUCGUCUCGUAUGACACGCCCCACAUCGCUACCCUCAAGGCUCAGUACGUCCAGUCUAAGGGUCUCGCCGGCUCCAUGUUCUGGGACCUCUCCACCGACAAGACGGGCUCAGAUUCGCUCGUCGGAACGACGGCAGGCGUGUACGGCAGCCUCGACCAGACCCAGAACCACAUCGACUACCCGAACAGCAAGUGGGACAACAUCCGCAACAACAUGGGCCAGGGCGGCUCCGGCUCCUCCUCGAGCACCAGCGCCCCUUCGUCUCCCACUAGCACCCCGGUUACCCCGACUAGCACCUCCACCAGUGCUAGCACCUCUCCUACGAGCGGUUCCGGUCUCUGCGCAGGCGUUUCCGCAUGGAGUUCCUCUGCUGUCUACACUGGCGGGCAGUCGGCAACGUACAACGGUGACCUCUGGACUGCCUCGUGGUGGACCGAGGGCGAUACUCCUGGCGGUGCUGCUGGUGUCUGGGUCGACAAGGGCAAGUGCUAAGCACGCCCCAAUACUGUAUUUUUAUUCAUCUCUUGGGACGUCGCGGUUUCUUGGCAUCAUAGGUGGACCUCAUCCAAUCAUCACGCAGGCAUAUGUAUAUAAUGCUCACGAUAUCAAAUCAAG